AUGAUGUACACAGGCACUGUAACCAUGGAGGCUCUCCCCAAGGCCCUGGAGGUUGAUGAAAAGUCUCCAGAAUCCAAGGACCUUCUGCCCAGCCAGACCGCCAGCUCCCUGUGCAUCAGCUCCAGAAGCGAGUCUGUCUGGACCACCACCCCCAGGAGUAACUGGGAAAUCUACCGCAAGCCAGUAGUCAUCAUGUCAGUAGGUGGGGCCAUCCUCCUCUUUGGGGUGGUUCUCACCUGCCUGGCCUACGCCCUGGUUCUGGGUGACAACAGCAGAAAGGUUCUUAAGAUGAUAGGGCCUGCCUUCCUCUCUCUGGGACUCAUGAUGCUGGUGUGCGGGCUGGUGUGGGUGCCCAUCAUCAGAAAGAAGCACAAGCAGAAACAGAAGUCAAGUUUAUUCCAGAGUGUCAAGUCCUUCUUCCUCAAUUGCUGAUGGCGGUGUCACCUUCUGUCCUCCCCAUCACCCUACCAGGAGAUUGAGAUUGAUGGCCAACUUCUAACAUCCAC
Messenger RNA from Talpa occidentalis (Iberian mole), 506 nucleotides. RefSeq names its product phosphoinositide interacting regulator of transient receptor potential channels (gene PIRT). Gene Ontology annotation, molecular function: phosphatidylinositol bisphosphate binding; transmembrane transporter binding. The coding region runs from base 1 to 432 and encodes 143 amino acids. The transcript has 2 exons. Lineage: Eukaryota; Metazoa; Chordata; Mammalia; Eulipotyphla; Talpidae. Gene Ontology annotation, biological process: positive regulation of cation channel activity; phosphatidylinositol-mediated signaling. The record is from RefSeq and is a predicted model, not a curated record.